UCUCGGCUGUGAUUCAAUGGGGAAUAAUUUAAGCGUCUGUGUGUUAAUUACAUCAUGUUAAGUGUUCCUACUCCGAACAAAAGCCGGAGCUGUUGAAAUCAGCGCACAACUGCGCCCUGCGGCUGCUUAUCUCGGGGGUGUAGGCGAGAUCACAGAAGCCGCCCUUGGACUGGCGCACGCCAGCAACGGAUCGGAGGAUACACGCUUAGGAGAGAGAAAAGAAGAGGGAGGGGGUCCGAGGUGAGACCGAGAUCACGUGAUCUCGAGUGUCGGAGAGAUGACGUAAAAGGACAAAACUACAGAGAAGAAGUUAGUCGAUGUGUGGAAUACGACGGAGAUAGAUCAGGACUAGGAAACGAUUCACCAGUAAUACGUAGCGAGAAAAUAAGUUGAUUUCUCCAUACUGUCUUCGGCGGACUGUACCUUGACGUGUGCCGUCCUUGGCAAGUUGGCUUGACAUAGAAGAAUUUUACGGAGUUUUUACGAGUUGUUAACAUAGGUGGGAAUUUAUUGACACUGCUCUUACAUGUUAGCAUUCACGUCCUGAAGAACCGUGCUAUCAGCUCUUGGUCGAGUUUUAUUACCCUUACCGGGAUCAAGCACACUUCAAGCAAAGCGACCCGAUCUGCUGCAGUUUUGUUGAUUGCCCAAGAAGGUUGACCCAACCGACGCCGGUGACUUUUUCCUCAAUCUUAACCAUUGCGUUUUUACAAUGGUUCUAAAGUACGAACUAGAUGAGACAGACUUUGAUGUCAUGUUCACCAACCGUCCACACCAUCAGGUGCCCGCGGGGGCUUACUAUGCGGGGUAUAACCCCCAGGGUGCCACAGCCGCCGCUGACUUCGGCCAAUACCAGAUCCACGCAGGAGGAGAGGGGAACCCCCUGGGGAUGCAGCCUAACCCCGCGGGUUCCCCGUCACAAGGAUGGAGCGGGAUGUACCCUACCAACGCCCCAGGAUAUGGCAGACCCGUCGGUUCCCAUUAUAACGAGUUUCCUGGUUACCCAUCCGCCGCUGCCGCCCAGCAAAUGAGCACCCAGGGCCACAUGGGCGCCUACUACACCUCGCCGCCACCGCCGCACAUGGGGUACGAGCCUUACUGUCAUUCUGGCUCAGUUAACGUCAACGUUCCGCCUGUGGUCAGCGCGGGUGACCAUCACUCCACAGUGUCCAGUUACCACGACGGCAAUAUUGCGUCCCCAGUUCCUGCGAACGCUGUGGUGUCCAGUACGGGGACCAUAGACAUCUCCCGCCAACAGAGACAGCCGUAUGAAUGGAUGAAGAAACAAGCGCUCCCCGCCACUCCCCCAACUGGAAAAACAAGAACAAAGGACAAAUACAGGGUAGUUUACAGCGAUCAUCAGAGGUUGGAACUAGAAAAAGAAUUCCACUACAGCAAAUACAUCACCAUUAGGCGAAAAUCAGAGUUAGCGUCCAACCUAGCCUUAUCUGAACGACAGGUCAAGAUAUGGUUCCAAAACAGACGCGCCAAGGAGAGAAAAAUCAACAAAAAGAAACAGAUGGAGUUAGGAGGACAGACGACAAACAGCUUCCAUUUGGCGCAGACGACAAUGACGACACUUUCGGGACUGGAAUCCUCGGACAAAAUGGAUGACGUCACACUACAGGGCAGUCCCGCACUUCAGAACAGCCCCAGUGCACUCAGUAACAGCAGUGGAAGUUUACAUCCAAGUGACUUUCAGCAAAUGGUCAAUAAAGUUGAGGCAUCACAGGGAAAUAUGGAUUUACAAGGUCAAGGACAAAAUCCGAACCAGAGGCAUAGUCCAGUUCAUAGUCACUGCUAAAACUGACAUUGUUUAGCACCCGGCACAUACAAAAUCGUAUAUAAAAGUCUAAAACGCAAAGAGGCAGCCUGGUCUCUUUAAGAUUUUUGCAUAUUAUAAAAAUAAAUCGAGAAAAGUGCAAUCAUUGUGAAACUCUUGCCAUUGGGAACUUAAUCGGAGACAAGGUGAAAUAAAGUGAACUGUUUUGACUUUUUAUUAUGGAUUUUUAUCACAUCUUUUUGACUCUGUGUCAUUGUGUGUGUGAGUGUUAAUUUUUCACUAACACAAAUUUGCGUGAAACAUGUAUCGUGCAGUAUUUGAGGACCGAAAAAGUAUAAACAGAAGGGAACCUUAUUUUGUAUUCUUGGAAACUGUCUUAUCGUUUCUUUAACGGAAAUGUCCUAUUUUACACAUCAAUAUCACCCAUGAUGAUUUUUUAAAACUUGGCGCUAUUUGUUGUUGAAAUGCUGGUCAUUAUAUGCCCUUUUUGUAUGAAAGUGAAAUUAUAAUUACUACACGUAUCAGCUGUUACCUUGAAGCUACAGAAGACUCAGGGAAUAUUUGCUCAUGUUUGGCAUAAUACAUUGCAUGAUUUCACAUCUGUUUAAGCUUAAGGUCACGUUGAAGGUUUUUCCCUUGCAGCGCAUCAAGUCCGCUAUCAUCAGCUGAGGAAAAGGUCAUUAAUUUCAACGAAUGAUCACCUAUAACUUAUAUAUUUGUGCAAGGCUAGGUAUUGAUAAAAGAAGAAAAGCACUAUUGUUUCAUUUAUGGUUCGUUUAUGCUUAAUUCUUUUUUAAAAAAUUUAGAAAAAACUUGUAGGUAGUACUUGCACUAAAAAGUGUGAAGGUGUAAGGAGAAAGUGUGAAAAGGGAAAAAGAUUUUCAUUACCACCUUGUGCAGUGUUGUACGAUGUAUAGUAGUAUAAAAUGUACUGGCAUUUCUUUUCAUACUUAGGAUAUUUAAAUAUACUCUCCAUUUGAUUUAUGAAUAGAAUAUCUUGCCACUUCACGAAAAUUGCCAAUAACCCUCCUUUGUUCAACUGGUAGGCUACAUAUUAUCAGAUACUGUAUUUAUUCAGUAAUGGGCAUAGACCCAAGGCGAAAAGUGCACUUUUUAUUUCACUUGAAACAAGCAAUGUAUUAAGCUUUUAUUUAAAUUAUGUUGUAGACAUGUCUAAAUACACAUUAAAUUGAUUUAGUAAAGAAAUUGUGUUUUUUAUCUGUA
Lingula anatina is the source of this 3007-nucleotide messenger RNA. Its product is annotated as homeobox protein CDX-4. Gene Ontology annotation, cellular component: nucleus. Gene Ontology annotation, molecular function: DNA-binding transcription factor activity, RNA polymerase II-specific; RNA polymerase II transcription regulatory region sequence-specific DNA binding. Lineage: Eukaryota; Metazoa; Brachiopoda; Lingulata; Lingulida; Lingulidae. The record is from RefSeq and is a predicted model, not a curated record. Gene Ontology annotation, biological process: anterior/posterior axis specification; cell differentiation; regulation of transcription by RNA polymerase II.